CCAAAUAGGGUAACGUGCAUGUUUGUCUCAUUGUACUAUAACAACUUCUAUCUAUCUCUAUUGUUGCUCAUUCCUGAAACGAAAAAUGGCAUUCAUCAGCAUCCCCUCUAAUUAUUUGUGGCCUUUCGCACUAGUGUUGAUGAUAGUAGUUGCUAUGGGCAGUUUAUCAGAUUGCUAUGAUCCCUUGGAUCCAAAUGGAAAUAUAACAGUUAUUUUCGACACUUACCAAUGGGAAAAUGAUGGCUAUUUGGCAAAAGUAACUAUCCAUAAUUACUUCCAAUAUCGUCAUGUAGACAAACCUGGUUGGAAGCUGGGAUGGAUAUGGGCACAGAAUGAGGUGAUUUGGUCAAUGAAGGGUGCCUUUGCCACCAAACAGGGAAACUGCUCAUCCUUUAAGUCAGAUAUACCACACUCCUGUGUGAAACAGCCCGAAAUAGUUGAUCUCAUGCCAGAUUCUUCCCUAGAAAACAUGUCAGUGGACUGCUGCCGUGGUGGCCUUCUUGAUGCCUGGGCUAUCAACCCCUCCAAGUCAUUCUCUUCCUUUCAAAUUAAAGUCGGAAAUUUGCAUCAAAAUUCUUUUGGAACUGCACCUCUCAACCUUACUUUGAUGGCACCAGGUCUUGGAUACACUUGCGGACCACUUUUGGAUGUCGAUCCUACAGUUUCUUUGGAUAUUGGGGGUAGAAGACAAGUUCAAGUUUUCAGAACAUGGAAAACAACAUGCACUUAUUCAAGUUUUAUAGCUGCCGAAACACCGGUCUGUUGUGUUUCACUCUCUACAUUCUACAAUCCUACCAUCACAUCAUGCCCCUUGUGUAGCUGUGGAUGCAGAUUAGCAGAUAAAACUACAGAGACGUGCAUGAGAACCAGUUUCCCGUCGAUAACAAAUGAUAUUCAAAGUGAUCCUGAUGUGGUGAAAUGCACUGAUCAUAUGUGCCCUGUUCGAGUUCAUUGGCAUAUUAUGAGCAACUAUGUGGAUCAUUGGAGAGUAAAACUUACAAUUACUAACUAUAACUAUAAUAAAAUCUUCUCGGACUGGAACGUACUGGUUCAGCAUCCAGGUUUCAGCCAGAAGACAACGAUAUAUAGUUUCAACAGUACAAUGCUACCUGCUGGGUUUAGAGAUGGAGUUGCCCUCUUUUGGGGUAUACCGUACUUUAACACCGAGCUGAUUUCCACUAAGAAGGACCAAGUGGGUUCAGUCUCCACAGAAAUGCUUUUGAAGAAGGACAUGGACUCCUUCACAUUCUCAAAUGGAUGGGCUUUCCCUAGGAGACUAUAUUUCAAUGGAGAGAGCUGCCAGAUGCCCCUACCAGACAGUUUCCCAACUUUACCAAAUGGUGCUGUGUCCAAUUUUGCAAAACCCUCACAUUGUUUGUUCCUGCUUUUGACAUUUUUGACUUGUCAGGCACUACUAGUUCCAUGGCUUUGAUGAUGAACUACGUACCCACAUGGCCCCUGGUUUGAGUGAGUGAUUCCCAAUUUUUUUUCGUGGGUUUCUUGAUGACCAAAUUCUAGAGUUUCCCAAGUACAUAUGUUUGCACAGGAUAUUUGUGAAAUUGAAAUUGAUCAGCCCAAGUGUUGGACUGAUGUUAUACUUUGCCUAAAUUGUUUGGGUUGAAUAGAGUGUUGAUAUUUGCAGUACUGAAUUACUGAUCAUACUGAUUUCUCAUAAAUCUCUUGUAAUAAACUUUUUUAUACUAUUCGUUUAUUGGCUAUGAGUAUUAUCUCUUGUAAGUUCAGUGUUAAAUCUUCAAUGUACAAGGCAGCAAAGAAUUCAUUUUCUUUUCCAUCAAAUAC
Rosa rugosa (rugosa rose) is the source of this 1800-nucleotide messenger RNA. Its product is annotated as COBRA-like protein 1. The record is from RefSeq and is a predicted model, not a curated record. The transcript is spliced from 6 exons. Gene Ontology annotation, cellular component: plasma membrane. Gene Ontology annotation, biological process: plant-type cell wall cellulose biosynthetic process; cellulose microfibril organization. Lineage: Eukaryota; Viridiplantae; Streptophyta; Magnoliopsida; Rosales; Rosaceae. Bases 86 to 1432 code for a protein of 448 amino acids.